Molecule: messenger RNA, 5933 nt
Organism: Misgurnus anguillicaudatus (oriental weatherfish)
Lineage: Eukaryota; Metazoa; Chordata; Actinopteri; Cypriniformes; Cobitidae
Source: RefSeq, a predicted model, not a curated record
AUGUCUCCAAGAAGUGCUGAUAGUAGGUCCAUUCAGUCGAAAGUAUCAAAAUUCUCAAAAAGUAGCAGACAGUCAUCAAUAGGUUCCGCAGCAAUCAAAGCACGAGCUAAGGCUGAAGCAGCCCGUGCCCAGCUGUCAUUUGCUGAACAGGAAGCAGAUGUAAUGAAGAAAAAGGCGGAUUUAGAGGCAAAUCUUCAUGUUCUCAAAAGCCAAAAGGCAGUUGCUGUUGCAUUAGCUGAAGCCGCAGCUUAUGAAGAAGCGAUUGAAAGCGGAGACUUAGUGGAUGAACCCCAAGUUCCUGAACAACCUCUUAGCCCAGCUGAACGGACUAGUGACUAUGUGCAAAGGCUUUCACAUGUCAGUUUGGAAGAUCUUCCAACCAGAGUUAAAUCAUCUGAAUAUUUCAGCAAAGUAGAAUAUGCAGAAAUGCCUAAAACACAGUUACAACCCACCGGCAACCAGUUCACAACAAAAGUAGAUUGUACCUUAAAAACACCAACGGAUCAGUUGAACUACCAAACGUGGCCACAAUAUUCUGUAAAGACAGAAAAGGAGCCUCCAGAGCAAGACCACGAGACUAAGUAUGACCUCGCAAGGCAUCUAAUCCGUAAAGAAAUUGUGAGUUCCAGUCUGCUGAAAUUUGAUGACCAUCCUGAAAAUUACUGGUCAUGGAAAGCAUCCUUUAAGAGUGCUACUAAAGAUCUUAACUUAUCCGCCCAGGAGGAACUGGAUUUAAUGACAAAAUGGUUAGGACCUGAGUCAUCAGUGCAAGCAAAAAGAAUUCGCUCUGUAAAUAUACUUCAUCCUGAAACAGGACUUUGCAUGUUGUGGCAAAGACUUGAGGAAAGUUAUGGAGCACCAGAGGUGGUGGAGCAUGCAUUGUUAAAAAAACUGGAGGAUUUUCCAAGAUUAGGCAACAAAGAUAGUCACAAACUCAGAGAGUUAGGAGACAUCCUACUGGAACUGGAAUGUGCUAAAACUGAGGGAUACCUUUCUGGUCUUGCAUAUUUGGACACAGCUCGCGGAUUAAAACCAAUAGUGGAAAAACUCCCAUACAGCCUACAGGAAAAAUGGGUGACUGAAGGAUUUAAAUACAAGGAACAGUACAAGGUACCAUUCCCACCAUUCAUAAUCUUCUCUAGAUUUGUGAGGCAACAGGCCAAAAUCAGGAAUGACCCAAGCUUUUUCUUUCCUACACCGACAAGUCAGUUCUCUAAGACAGAAAGGGUUGUGAGACAGAAAGUUCCACUACAAGUGUAUAAAACAGAUGUUCCAACAGAUUUUACAGCUCAGCAGACAUGCACCGCAGUGAAGAAUACAGAAAGCCCAGAGCGACAGUGUCCAAUACACAAAAAGCCUCACCCAUUAAAAAAGUGCAGAAGUUUUAGAAACAAGUCUUUAGAUGACAGAAAAACAUUCCUCAAAGAGAACAGAAUCUGUUUCAGGUGUUGUGGUUCAACUCAACAUGUAGCCAAAGAUUGUAAAACAACACUUAAGUGCUUAGAAUGUAAAAGUGAAAAGCAUAUUUCAGCUAUGCAUCCAGGUCCUCCUCCGACACCAGCAGUGGUUGCAGCCGAAAAAGAGGAUGAUAAAAAUCUGAACGAGGACAUGGAUCUCUCAGUUACAUCAAAAUGUACAGAAAUCUGUGGUAAGAUCAACACUCACAGCCCACGCUCAUGUUCAAAAAUCUGUCUGGUCAAAGUGUUUCCAGCUGGUAGGAGAGAGAAAGCUGUAACAAUGUAUGCGGUUCUUGAUGAACAAAGCAACCGUUCUUUAGCAAAAACUGAGUUUUUUAACAUCUUUGACAUUAAGACCAAUUCUAGCCCAUACACACUGAAAACAUGCUCGGGAAUGACAGAGACAUCAGGCAGAAGAGCUUCCAAUUUCAUAAUUGAGCCAAUUAAUGGGAAGCUACAAAUACAGCUCCCCACUCUCAUUGAAUGCGACAUGAUACCUGAUGAUAGGUCAGAGAUUCCAUCUCCGGUGGUAGCCCAGCACCAUCCUCACCUACAGCCAGUGGCAAAUAAAAUUCCAGCUGUGGAUCCCAAUGCUCCUAUCCUGUUGUUGUUGGGACGAGACAUAUUGAGAGUACACAAGAUACGUGAGCAAAUAAAUGGGCCCCACAACACUCCCUUUGCACAACGUCUCGACUUAGGUUGGGUCAUUGUGGGUGAAGUCUGUUUAGGAACAGUUCAUAAACCACCAGUUGUGAGUGUCUUUAAAGCGAACGUGCUUCUGAAUGGUCGUCCGUCCAUCUGUUCUCCUUGUCCAAAUAACAUCCAAGUAAAAGAAAAUUUCAAUUCAACACUGCUGCACCAAGGAUUACAUGCCUUGUCCUACUCGGAAGACAUAGGCCUUUCUGUUAUUACAGACAGCAUAGGUUCUUCAGUGUUUCAAGGAUCUAAGAAUGAUGAUAAACCAACAUUGUCUGUGGAUGACAGGCAGUUCUUACAUAUCAUGCAACAAUCAGUAUACCAAGAUGAAGAGAACAGCUUGGUUGCUCCCCUGCCUUUUCGAUCUACGAGGCGUUGCCUACCAAGUAACAAAGAACAAGCAAAGAAACGUUUCUGUUCUCUUCAGAAAACAUUAGAAAAGAAACCAGACAUGAAAAGGCACUUUACAGAGUUUAUGCAAAAAAUGCUGGACAAUGGUCAUGCAGAGGUUGCUCCACCCUUGAAAGAAGGCAAGGAACACUGGUAUCUUCCAACAUUUGGAGUAUACCACCCCCAAAAGCCAGGACAAAUAAGAGUUGUGUUUGACUCCAGUGCUGAAUAUGAUGGAGUGUCAUUGAACAAUGUCCUGCUUCGUGGCCCAGAUUUAAAUAAUACUCUUCUUGGGGUCCUUCUGCGCUUUAGGAGAGAGCCUAUUGCAUUUUCAGCAGAUGUGCAACAAAUGUUCUAUUGUUUUGUUGUUCAGGAAGAGCAUCGCGAUUAUCUAAGAUUCCUGUGGUACGAGGACAAUGACACAGAAAAGAAUGUGAUUGACUACAGGAUGAAGGUUCAUGUCUUUGGCAACAGCCCAUCACCCGCUGUAGCCAUCUACUGCAUGAGGAAAGCAGCUCAAGAGGGUGAAAAAGAACAUGGCACUGAUGCUAAAAGGUUAGUGGAGAAGCAGUUUUAUGUAGAUGACUGUCUUUCCUCUGUAACUACCGCUGAAGAUGCCAUUGAUAUUCUGACAAGAACCAGAGAAAUGCUUGCCGAAUACAAUUUGUUACUACAUAAAAUCGCUUCGAAUGACAAGCAAGUGGUGAAUGCUUUUCCAGUGGAAGAUCGUGCAGUGAGUAUAAAAGAUCUUGAUCUUAGUACAGAGACCCUUCCUGUCCAGCGAAGCUUGGGACUUUCAUGGAAUUUGGAAACUGACAGCUUCACAUUCCAGGUUUCUCAUGAUGAAAAGCCUUACACAAGAAGAGGCGUUCUUUCUAUGGUAAAUAGUAUCUAUGAUCCUUUAGGAUUUGUAGCACCCAUAACAAUAAAGGGCAAAGCUAUAGUUAGAGAACUCACACUUGAACAGCAUGAAUGGGACGCCCCACUUCCAUCCCAAAAACAAGCAGAAUGGAAUAAGUGGAAAGAAUCAUUAGAUGCAAUUGAACAUGUCAAGAUUAAAAGAUGUUACAUUCCAGUUUCAUUAACUACAACAAAGAGAAAAGAACUCUGGAUAUUUUCAGAUGCCUCAACAACAGCAAUAGGGGCUGUCGCUUACCUGAGAGCUAUCGACCAGGAAGAGCAAUGUCAUUUUGGAUUUAUUAUGGGAAAAUCCAAGCUUGCACCAAGACCUGCACAUACAGUUCCACGGUUAGAACUGUGCGCAGCUGUGUUAGCAGUUGAACUGUAUGAUCUCCUCAAAGAUGAGAUGGACAUUCUUUGGGAUGCUGUCAAUUUCUUUACAGACAGUAAAAUAGUGUUGGGGUACAUUCACAACACUAGCAGAAGGUUUUACGUGUAUGUAUCCAACCGGGUAUCUAGAAUCAGAAAAUCUACACACCCCGAUCAAUGGUUUUAUAUCAGCACUGAGAAAAACCCUGCAGAUCACGCAACGAGACCUGUACCAGCCAUUCUGCUGCCACACACAAACUGGCUUUCAGGACCGUCCUUUCUAUCGCACAUUCAGACGGAAGAGUUCUCUGAGAAAACUUCUUUCUCUCUUGUAAAUCCUGAGACAGAUGAUGAAAUCCGGCCUGAGGUUGCUACCUUCAUUACCAAAAGCCAAACACAACUGGGUUGUCAUCGCUUUGAGCGUUUUUCAAGUUGGCAAAUCCUCACUCGCACCAUGGCAAAACUCAUUCAUGUUGCAAAUUCUUUCCAAGAACCACACCAGCCAGGCGACAAAAGAUGGAUACACUACAUAGAACCAUGCAGUGUCACAGAGCUUGUCAAAGCCAAGGAUUUAAUUAUUGGAUCUGUUCAACAUGAAGUGUUCAAAGAGGAAUACAAGUGUAUAGAAAAGGGGCAACCAAUCUCAAAACAAAGCUCUCUCAAAAAACUCUGUCCGAUUGUGGACAUACAGGGGUUACUUAGGGUUGGAGGACGUAUAUCCUGUGCAGAUGUAUCCUGGGAAGAAAAACACCCUCUCAUUCUCCCUCGUACACAUCAUAUUUCUACCCUGAUUGUGAGAUAUUAUCAUGAACAAGUAGCACAUCAGGGACGUCAUAUUACAGAAGGAGCCAUCCGUGCUGCAGGGUUCUGGAUUGUUGGAAGCAAACGUGUAGUGUCUGCAGUCAUUCACAAGUGUGUGGUAUGUCGUAAACUCAGGGGAAGUUUGCAGUGUCAAAAAAUGUCUGAUUUACCUGUAGACAGGCUUGCACAAGAACCACCAUUCACUAACGUUGGACUUGACGUCUUUGGUCCGUGGACGAUUGUCACACGGCGCACGAGAGGAGGUAGUUCUGAAAACAAACGAUGGGCGGUAAUCUUCACGUGUAUGUCUACCAGAGCCGUGCACAUCGAGCUUAUCGAAUCCAUGACAACAUCCAGCUUCAUUAAUGCAUUGCGGCGAUUCUUCUCAGUUCGAGGCCCAGCCAGACUUCUCCGUUCUGACAGAGGAACUAAUUUUGUGGGUGCAUGUAAGGAAUUAAACAUGAACACAGAUGAUCCAUCACUACAAAAUUACUUAAAGGAGAAAGGAUGCACAUGGCUGUUCAACCCCCCACAUUCGUCGCAUAUGGGGGGCUCAUGGGAAAGACUCAUUGGGGUAAGCAGGCGCAUUCUGGAUGCCAUGCUGUUAAAGACGGGGUCAAACCAACUCACACAUGAAGUCUUAAGCACCUUAAUGGCAGAAGUAAUGGCUAUCAUGAACGCAAGACCUUUACUUCCGGUGUCUACUGACCCUGAAAACCCAACAGUCCUCUCCCCUACAGUGCUUUUAACGCAAAAAACGAGUGCUUUGUCAGCCCCUUCUGGAAACUUUGAUACUUCUAGUCUAUAUGGUAAGCAGUGGAAGCAAGUUCAGUGUUUGGCAGACACUUUCUGGAAACGAUGGCGGGGAGAGUACCUGUCCUCAUUACAAAACCGCAGGUUGUGGACCGAAGACAAGCCUAACAUUAAUGUUGGAGAUGUCGUAUUGCUCAAAGAUAGCCAAGUACACAGGAAUGAGUGGCCAGUGGGACUUAUUGUUAACACGUUCCCAAGCCAAGAUGGCAAAGUACGAAAAGUGGAAGUAAGAGUUGCAAAACAAGGAACUGUAAAAACGUUUUUGAGGCCAGUUACAGAAAUCAUAGUUCUUUUAUCUGAGGCAAACACUAUUUAAAGACUGUACUAAUCAUAUGGUAUAGUGGCACCAACAAUGGUGCCAGGCGGGGAGUGUGCUGCCCCCUAAUAGGACUUCUAUUUUGAAAUGACUUUUUGAUGAGUUAUACUGCCAUCUGCUGGUUGUUCAGCCAUUUUGUUCAGUUCUAUCAGAGAGCAGUGCAGAGCACAUGGUUUCAUGUAUGGUGCAUC